UACCCAACCGAUCAACACAGCAUUGUCGAUCGACAGUCCUAGUACUUCUAACUACGGUUGUGCGAUUACGAUUUAGUGCGUUUAUCUGAGUCUUAGUGGUCUCGUGUUUCACGUUUCUAGAAGACAACGAAGUCGUUCAAAACAACAAGAAAAAUGAAUUCCAGUCUAUUGUUAUUCGCAGCAGCGGUCGUUGCAGUCGUCAGCGGAAGCGCAGUGUACCCAAUCCCAGUGCACCACGCACCGGCCACCACCCAAUACCACUCCCAAGAUGAAUUGGGCCAGUACGCUUACGGUUACUCCGGUGGCCCAUCGUCCAAGCACGAACAGCGCACCGCCGACGGUGUGACCAGCGGAGGUUACUCGUACGUGGACGCCAACGGUCUCGUCCAGUCUUUGGCCUACGUGUCCGACCCGGUCAACGGUUUCCGCGUGAGCGGCACCAAUCUGCCAGCAGACUCUAACACCGCUCACCACGCCGCUUUGCCGGUCGUCCACCACGCCGAAGUUCCGGUCGUCCGCCACGCCGAAGUGCCAUCCCCAUACUACUUGGCUGCUGCCCCAGCACCACUUCCAGUCGCCACUUCCUACUCCAGCGUUGUCCACCACCACGAAGCUGCCGCGCCAGUCAUAGUCAAGAGCCCGUCGUACUACGUGCCCGCCGCUCACCCACUGAUCAAGCUCGCCCAGCCGUUGACACCCGCCAGCACUUCCAACGUCCACUACCCAGAACACGCCGUCCUCCUGGCCGCCCGUAAGAAGCGUAGCGCUGGACUCUACCCCUCACUGGUUUCCGGUUACUCCGCCGCCCCCGCUCACGUCGUCACCGUCAAGCACACCGAAUUCGCCGCCCCACCAGCGCCAAUCGUCCACCAUUUGGCCGCCCCAUCCCCGUACUACUUGGCCGCCGCCCCAGCACCCGCUCCGGUCGCUACUUCCUACACCAGCGUCACCCGCCACCACGAACCGGCUGUGGCCCCAGUGCUCGCUUACGCCGCACCAGCCGCACACGUCUACGCCGAACCAGCCCCACAGGUCUACGCCGCCCCGGCCCCACACACCGUCUACGCCGCACCAGCUCCACACACCGUCUACGCUGCACCGGAACCACACGUUUACGCCCCAGCCGUAGCAGUGGCCCCGGCCAAGAGCCAGUUCCACGCACAAGACGAACACGGUCAGUACACUUACGGUUACACUGACGGUUCAUCCGCCAAGACCGAGACCCGUUACGCCGACGGUGAGACCAAAGGAAGCUACUCGUACGUAGAUGAUCACGGUUCAGUCCAGGCUGUCCACUACUCCGCUGGAGCCGAAGGUUUCAAAGCCGCAGGCACCAACAUUCCCGUUCACCACGUUUAAUGAUCUGCAAACACCGCCCGUCCCCACGCUGAUCGAGUAACAUAUUGUAUACUCUAUUGCAUAGUCUUCCCUUCUUUUUCUAUACCUGCAUAUAAAUAUAUAAAUAAUAAAACAUUUUUUAUCGA
Molecule: messenger RNA, 1484 nt
Organism: Myzus persicae (green peach aphid)
Lineage: Eukaryota; Metazoa; Arthropoda; Insecta; Hemiptera; Aphididae
Product: extensin-2-like
Exons: 2
Coding region: 154-1359 (401 amino acids)
Cellular component (GO): chitin-based extracellular matrix
Molecular function (GO): structural constituent of chitin-based larval cuticle
Source: RefSeq, a predicted model, not a curated record